This is a messenger RNA of Salvelinus sp. IW2-2015, 682 nucleotides long. RefSeq names its product ceramide synthase 2. Gene Ontology annotation, biological process: ceramide biosynthetic process. NCBI's taxonomy places the organism in Eukaryota, Metazoa, Chordata, Actinopteri, Salmoniformes, Salmonidae. The record is from RefSeq and is a predicted model, not a curated record. Gene Ontology annotation, molecular function: sphingosine N-acyltransferase activity. Gene Ontology annotation, cellular component: membrane.
UUGGAGAUUCACCUUUUACCUUCUUGCUUUCAUUGCUGGUCUGGCUGCCCUCAUUGACAAACCCUGGCUGUAUGACUUUAAGGAGAUGUGGCAGGGCUUCCCUAUUCUGACUCUCCUGCCGUCUCAGUAUUGGUACUAUAUGAUAGAGCUGGGUUUCUACGUCUCUCUAAUCUUCAGUGUGGCGUCAGACGUCAAACGUAAAGACUUUAAGGAGCAGAUGGUUCACCAUAUGGCCACCAUCUUCCUCAUCAGUUUCUCCUGGUGUGUCAACUACAUCAGAGCGGGCACGCUCAUCAUGCUGCUGCACGACUCCUCCGACUAUUUACUGGAGUCCGCUAAGAUAUUCAUCUAUGCUGGAUGGAGAAACACCAGUAACUACGUCUUCUUCCUCUUCGCURCCGUCUUCAUCUUCACUAGACUCUAUAUCUUCCCCUUCUACAUCAUUUAUUCUACGUACAUUUAUCCAAUGACUAUGUACUCUCCGUUCUUUGGAUACUACUUCCUGAAUUUCCUUAUGAUGGUGCUGCAGUGUCCUCCAUUUAUUUCCUUGGGAAAGGUGGAGGAACGAGGGAGCGAUAAAGAAGAGACAGACGAGUCAGGAGAGGAAGAGGAGGGGGUGGAGAAGAAAGGCGCGGUGCAGAAUGGUCACGCCGCUCACAACAACCACCGCAAGACGGAGUAA